UUUUAAAUGUAGGUAGAGCUUUGAGAUUUCAAGCUAAUUUGCCUAUAUAUUUUUGGGGUGAAAGUGUCCUUGCUGCCGCACAUUUAAUAAACCGAAAUCCUUCCCCUCUCUUGCACAAUAAAUCUCCCUAUGAAAUUUUAUUUACACAAACUCAUCUUACACUACCAUCCGUACUUUUGGGUGCCUUUAUUUUGCUCACAAUCAAAAGGCUAAGGGUGAUAAAUUUGCAAGUCGUAGUCGUAAAUGUGUUUUUGUUGGCUAUCCGUUUUGGAAGAAAGGUUGGAGACUCUUUGAUCUUGAAUCAAAAGACUUUUUGUGUCUUGUAAUGUAAAAUUCUUUGAAGACGUUUUUCCUUUUCUUGAUCCAAUUUCAUCAAACAUUAUUCCGAAAAAUAUUGUUCUAAUAUGUAUGGAAGUGCCAUAUGAUUUUGAUGAUGUGAAUGUGGGGUUUCAAGAGAAUGAUGUUGGCCAAGGUCAUGUGCCUCACACAGCUCAACAGCACCAAGCCGAGGCUGCUCCAGCCACUCCGGUGGUGCCAUCGCACGCUAGAAGGCCGCUGGCCGAGAGCACCUCACCUACUGCUCAACCAGCUGGAAAUCCAACGUGCGCUGGCCUGGGCGAGAGCAGUGGCACUGCUGGCAGUGGCCACGGACAAGGGGGGCAACAACACUCUUCCACAUUAUCAACAACAGCAACACCGAGUCAGCCCCACACCGAUGCAGGCCCUGAUCAGUCUUCCACGCAACAUAUGGGUAAAGGCAUGCGUGAGAAAUUUCUGAGUGUGCUUUUGCGAGACUAUGUGACACACACUAUCAUAGCAAACAGUCCAUCAUCUCCAUCUUCUAACACUCCGUCUCCAAGGCAUCCCUCAGAUGUUAGUUCCGGCAAAGAGCCAAGGUCUUUCAAGGAGGCCAUGAAAGAUGCAGGUUGGAGACGUUCAAUGCAAACUGAAAUUCAAGCUGUAGAAAAGAACAAAACAUGGACUAUGGAGGAUCUUCUCCCCAGCAGACAACCUCUUGGAAGUCAAUGGGUGUAUAAAAUAAAUUACAAUUCCGAUGGUAGUAUCGAAUGAAUAAAAUCCAGAUUAGUUGUUUUUGGAAAUCAUCAAAAACGGGGCAUUGACUACUCCGAAACUUUUGCACCUGUUGCUAAGAUGGUCAUUGUUCGAGCUUUUCUUGCUAUUGCAGCGAUGACCGUCAGAUCGGGUAUGAGAGUAAAGUUGAUUUUCGUCGGAAGCUCGCCCUGUCGGGCACGCCACUAGGCAGAGCCCGCCCUGCCGGGCGCAGGAACAUGUUAGAUUACCAACGACUCUUUUACUUCCUCUUCCUUUGUAACUCCCCCUUAACACCCAUAAUUAAUGGGAUGUUUUAAGGGGUUGUUUACUCACUUUUAUUUAUGAUUAAAAUCUUUGUCCCUUUGGAUUCUUCAACUCUUGAUUAUCCGCUUUUAUUAUAUAUUUCAUGGUUGAGAAAAUCAUAAUACAAGGUUACAUCCAAAUAAGCUAAACAC
Molecule: messenger RNA, 1508 nt
Organism: Chenopodium quinoa (quinoa)
Lineage: Eukaryota; Viridiplantae; Streptophyta; Magnoliopsida; Caryophyllales; Amaranthaceae
Exons: 2
Coding region: 409-1071 (220 amino acids)
Source: RefSeq, a predicted model, not a curated record